CGUACGACCGGCACCGAGUGUCCCGGACGACUAACACCCUGCCUGUGUUAACCCGAAGAUACGCCAGCACCCCACAAACUCCGGCCAGGUGCGAAUUUCAUAUAGCUCCUUCUAGGCCCCGCCUAUCACUCACAAUGUCCUCUGGCUUUGUCUCCGGUGGCACGACAGACGCGCCCAUCGAGCGCUCUGACGAAUGGCUUGCGGCGCAGGUUGAGCUCGAAGCCAACCGCCGGCGCAAGGCCGACGAGGCAGCGGCGCAGAACUCUGGGCGCUCACUUUUCGAGACUCUCGAAGCUAACAAAGCUGCGAAACAAGACGCCUUUGAAGAAGCGAGCAGACUCAAGAACCAGUUCCGUGCGCUCGACAAUGAUGAGAUUGACUUCUUAGACUCGGUCCUCGAGUCGACGCGGGCGGAGGAAGCGCGUGUGAGGAAGGAGACGAAUGAGGGGCUAGAGGUGUUCAGGAGGAGACAAGAAGAGCUGGAUAAAGCGGCAAAGGGCGAGACUGGUGCGGAAACUACUACAGCAGUUGCGGAUGAUGAGUGGGCUACGGCGGCUAAGAAGAGGAAACGAGGGAAGGAAGGAGCGCUCAAGGGGCUUAAGCUAAGGAAGGCAUCAUCGAGUGACUCGGCUACUGGCAAACAGGCAGGAGCGACAGAGGAUCCCGGAACGGAAGGCGCGAGUGUCAAAGUCGAAACUCAGAAGGGAAAGAACGACCUAGCAAGUCCGCAUAAAGGAGCCGAGGCCAAACCGACCAUUGCGACAGCUACAGAGAAACUCCCGGUAAAGCCUACACCUGAGAAAGCAGUUGAGCCCAAACCGGCGCUCGGCUUGGUGGAUUAUGGCUCGGAUGAGGAUGAUGAUUGGUAGAUCCUGAUACUCGAUAUUUUGUCGUUGGCGUUGCAAGGAAUCUGGAAAAUGGAUGACUGACGGUUCGGAGCGCUGUAUAAUCUUCGGCGUUUGGUGGUGAUACGGUAUACGAGUAGAGGCAACAGAAUGAGGCCAUAAAAAGCUUCAAAAAGUAGGGGUAUUCAUACUAUAAACGUGUGAACCCCGAAUUCUACUCCAGAUUUUAAAUUUUCGAAACUAAGAUUACUUUAUAAGCACCCAUUUAAACAGCAAUAUGUAGGAUAUCUGGAUAAUUUAUGAG
Molecule: messenger RNA, 1149 nt
Organism: Pseudogymnoascus verrucosus
Lineage: Eukaryota; Fungi; Ascomycota; Leotiomycetes; Thelebolales; Thelebolaceae
Exons: 2
Coding region: 135-869 (244 amino acids)
Cellular component (GO): nucleus
Source: RefSeq, a predicted model, not a curated record